AUGGUAGUGUUUUCGAAACUUCAAGAGGCCCUCGGCCGCAAGCGUGCCAAUACCGAAGACGAGAUUGUCGCGGCUCCCGAACCAGUGGACGAUGCCGCUGUUAGGGAAGCCGCUGAUAUCCCUGACGAAAAGAUCGUCGAAGAUCUUCCCAGCGAGAAUGUGCAGCAUGGUGUCAAGCUGGCGCAAGCUUUGUCUCUGACCUGGGGCACAGAGUCGCUGGUUGCCAUCUUCAUCUUCAUGUGGUUGCUCUACCUUACCAACGGAUUCCAGAGCUCGGUCCUGUACAGCUUGACGCCGUAUGCAGCCAGCGAUUUCGAGUCGCACUCCCUGCUCCCCGUCAUCGAUAUCGUUUCAAGCGCAAUGACGGCCUCGGUGUAUAUCCCUUUGGCCAAGAUCUUGGAUCUUUGGGGCAGAGCUGAAGGCUUCCUCCUCAUGGUCAUCUUCGCUACUCUCGGAAUGAUUCUGCUGGCUGGCAGUCAGAAUCUGGCUACCUACUGCGCAGCUACCGUGUUCUGGCAACUUGGGUGGUCCGGCCUUACCUACAGCAUCGAUGUCAUCACGGCCGACUCCACAAACCUGAAGAACCGAGGUCUGGCCUUCGCCUUCACUUCGUCUCCCUACAUCAUCACCGCUUUCGCUGGACCGAAGUCCGCUGAAGGCUUCCUUGAUAACGUCAACUGGCGCUGGGGCUUUGGAUGCUUCUCUAUCGUUUUGCCUGUCGUUGCCGCUCCUCUGUAUGGCAUUCUCAAGUGGAACAUCCACAAGGCCAAGAAGAGAGGUGUCUUGGUCCGUGAACCGAGUGGUCGGUCGUUCUUGCAGAACAUCUGGUGGGCGCUUGUGGAAUUUGAUGUCCUCGGAGUUGUUCUGUUUGCCUGUGGCCUCGUCACUUUCCUUCUCCCGUUCUCUCUUGCCAGCACUGCUCCUGAUGGCUGGUCCUCCGGUUACAUCAUUGCGAUGAUCGUCACCGGCUUCGUCGUUCUUGGACUCUUCCUUCUCAACGAGCUUUUUUUCGCCCCGGUACCCUUUUUGAAGUUCAAAUUCUUUGCCGAUCGAACCGUCAUGGGUGCCUGUGUCCUCGACAUCACUUACCAGGUCGCAUACUACUGCUGGAAUAGCUACUUCACAUCUUUUCUCCAGGUCGUGAACGACGUCUCCGUUUCAGAGGCAGGGUACAUCAGCAAUACCUUCGACGUUGUCUCUGGCGUUUUGCUCUUUAUCGUUGGAUUCUCCAUCUCCAAGACCGGCCGUUUCAGGUGGCUCCUUUUCGUGGCGGUCCCGCUCUACACCUUCGGCCAGGGCCUGAUGAUCUACUUCCGCCGGCCUGGCCAAAGCGUUGGAUAUCUUGUUAUGUGCCAGAUCUUCACCUCCAUUGGCGGAAGUGUCUUCAUCCUUUGCAUGCAGGUCGCUAUUCUCGCUGCCGUUGACCACCAGCAUGUCGCCGCAGCCCUUGCUCUGCUGAGUGUGUGCGGCAACAUCGGUGGUUCCGUGGGUAAUACUGUGUCGGCCGCAAUCUGGACAAACACUUUUGAUGGUGCCUUGGAACGGUACCUUCCUGCGUCUGCUUUGGACAGUGUGGCUGACAUUUACGGGGACCUCGACACGCAAUUGAGCUAUCCCGUCGGCCGCGAUGAGCGCAUCGCGAUUCAAAACGCGUAUGGGUAUGCACAGACAAGAAUGCUGGCUGCCGGCACGUCAGUUAUGAUCUUUGGAUUUGUGGCCAUGUUCAUGAUCAAGAACUAUAACCUCAAGAAGAUGACUCAAACAAAGGGACUGGUCUUCUAG
Molecule: messenger RNA, 1782 nt
Organism: Colletotrichum chrysophilum
Lineage: Eukaryota; Fungi; Ascomycota; Sordariomycetes; Glomerellales; Glomerellaceae
Exons: 4
Coding region: 1-1782 (593 amino acids)
Biological process (GO): transmembrane transport
Molecular function (GO): transmembrane transporter activity
Source: RefSeq, a predicted model, not a curated record